Molecule: messenger RNA, 1188 nt
Organism: Cygnus atratus (black swan)
Lineage: Eukaryota; Metazoa; Chordata; Aves; Anseriformes; Anatidae
Gene: SYT8
Product: synaptotagmin 8
Exons: 8
Coding region: 1-1188 (395 amino acids)
Biological process (GO): regulation of calcium ion-dependent exocytosis; regulation of dopamine secretion; cellular response to calcium ion
Cellular component (GO): axon; dense core granule; synaptic vesicle membrane
Molecular function (GO): phosphatidylserine binding; syntaxin binding; calcium-dependent phospholipid binding
Source: RefSeq, a predicted model, not a curated record
AUGGCCAAGGCAUCAAGGAUCAGUGGGGCCACAGCCUCCCCACUCCCCGGUAGCCCCGUGGCCACCACGGCUCCGCCGGGCUUCCUCAGUGGCUUCGUUGGCCGCAUCCCAUUACCCAGAUGGGCGCUCAUUGCCGUGGCUCUGGUGGUGGCUGUUCUCCUCCUCCUCUUCCUCAUCUGCAUCAUCAGGUGCUGCUGUGCCAAGAAGAAGCCUAAGAAGAAGGAGAAAGUCACCCUGCCUGCCCUCAGCAGCUCCACCACAGCCAGCCUUGUCCAGCCCGAGAUGGAGGACCUGGAGCUGGGCCCGGAGCAGAUGGGGCGAGGAAAGCUGCAGUACUCGCUGGAGUACAACUUCCACGCGCAGGAGCUGAAGGUCGGCGUGAAGCAAGCAGCUGAUCUGAAGGCCAUGGACAACAGGGGCACGUCUGACCCUUAUGUUAUCGUCUACCUGACGUCUGAUAUGAGGAAGAAGUAUGAGACCAAGGUUUACCGCAAGACCCUGAGCCCUGUCUUCAAUGAGAGCUUCACUUUCCAGCUGCCCCAGGCGGAGGUGUCCGAGUCCACGCUGGUGAUGAAGAUCCACGACUUCAACCGCUUUGCCAAGCACGACACCAUUGGUGAGGUCCGCCUGCCACUGGCCAGUGUCAACCUGCAGCACGUCAUCGAGCAGUGGAGCGACCUGGCAGUGGCCAGCAAAGUCAAGCAAGAGCAGCUGGGAGAUAUCUGCUUCUCGCUGCGCUAUGUCCCCAGCACCGGCAAGCUGACAGUGCUCAUACUGGAAGCCAAGAAGCUGAAACGGAUGGACUCCCACGGGCUGGCAGAUCCCUUUGUCAAGGUGCAUCUCAUCCUGAACAGGAAGAAAUGGAAGAAGAAGACAACAAGUGUGAAGAAAAACACCUUGAGCCCUUACUUCAACGAGGUGUUUGUCUUUGAGGUGCCUUUCAACCAGAUUCAGAAUGUGGAUGUUGUCAUCUCCAUCUGGGACUACGACAGAGUGACCAAGAACGAGCCCAUCGGCAAACUCUUCCUGGGCUGCCGGGCCACGGGCAACCAGCUGCGGCACUGGUCCGACAUGCUGGCCAACCCGCGCCGGCCCCUGGCCCAGUGGCACAGCCUGCAGCCCGCCGACGUGGUGGACAAAGCCCUGGGGCUGAAGUCCCACCUCAAGCUGCCCCUGGCCACCAGAUAG